Molecule: messenger RNA, 1518 nt
Organism: Venustampulla echinocandica
Lineage: Eukaryota; Fungi; Ascomycota; Leotiomycetes; Helotiales; Pleuroascaceae
Exons: 4
Coding region: 1-1518 (505 amino acids)
Biological process (GO): DNA strand elongation involved in DNA replication; DNA replication
Cellular component (GO): delta DNA polymerase complex
Molecular function (GO): DNA binding
Source: RefSeq, a predicted model, not a curated record
AUGGCAAUCUCUAAAGAGGGCAGUCUUCUCCAGGCGCCAUCUGACCAAAAGUACUCAGCCCUCGAACGAGCCACCACCUCCUACAUACCCCACGAAACAUAUACCCUAGAGAAGGAAAAGCACUACCAGCAACAGUAUAGUGACCUAUACUUCUUGCGCUUGACUAAACUCAAGCCCCCUGUGGAAAGGAUAGCUGAAGAUGCCUGGGAUGGAUUUCAGAUAGCGGGGGAGACUGUUCAGAGGGUGGAGAGGGUGCUGGAUGUCAGACAAGGCAACCUAUGCUGGGUCGUAGGUACGAUUUAUAUCGAUAUGCCACUGAAGCCUAAUAUUUUAGAUGAUAUUUCCAAAGAUCACUGGAUUUCAGCACCUCUACCGCGUCAAAAAUACCUAUCGCCGGAAGGGGAAGAUCUUAUAAUGUUAGAAGAUGAGUCUGGACGAUUAAGAUUAAUUGGAGCUCCUCUAUCCAGCGAAAUGCUUGUUACGGGUUGCAUAAUUGCUGUCAUGGGAACAGAAAACGCAAAUGGAGAUUUCGAAGUCGUUGAUAUAAAAGUCCCCGAUUUGCCCCCUCAACCAGAUCGAUGGCUUACAUCCGAGAUGCCUGCUGAAAAAAAAGUCAAAGACGAAGAUGACGAUAUGGAUAUUGAUAAACCAACGCCGGUUAGCAAUGGGAAGAAAAUCGCCAUUGUCUCGGGUCUAGGCUUCUCAGGCACAAACGCCGAACAUUCCCUUGAGCUAAAUCUACUCACAGAAUUUCUCCUUGGCGACGCUCUAGAUCCAACGAGUCAGGAGAGUAUCUCGCAAAUCGCCAGGCUGAUUAUUGCUGGUAACUCCAUCGCUCUCGAUCCUGAGGCAGUCUCUCAUGACACCACUUCUAAUGCAAGAAAGACUGUGCAUAAAAAGUAUGGCUACGACAGCAGCGCAUACAAUCCUACUCCCACGGCUCACCUUGAUAAUUUCCUUACGGGUUUAUUACCAAGCAUACCAGUCACAUUAAUUCCAGGGGCCACCGAUCCUGCUAAUGUCAGUCUUCCCCAGCAACCUAUACAUCAAGCUAUGUUCCCACAGUCUCGGGUAUAUGGAGCAUCGCCACUCCAGGAAGGCGAAUCGAAGCAACCUGCGUGGUUUGAUACUGUUACCAACCCUUGGGAUGGUGAAAUCGAAGGCUGGAAAGUGUUAGGCACCGGUGGACAAAAUGUGGAUGACGUUUUCAAAUACGUAGAAAGUGAGGACAGGCUAGGAAUGAUGGAAGCCAUGUGCAGAUGGCGAUGCUGUGCACCAACUGCACCAGAUACAUUAUGGAGUUAUCCAUUCCAAGAUGAUGAUCCUUUCGUCUUGAACUCCUGCCCUCAUCUUUUCUUCGUAGGCUCCCAACCGAAAUUCGACACGGCGAUGAUCCAAGGUCCUGAUGGGCAGGCCGUUCGUUUGAUCGCAGUGCCUCGAUUUGCGGACACCGGCGAGAUUGUCUUGGUAGAUUCAGAAACCUUGGAGACGUCGGUAGUUAGGAUUGCCAUCUCAUGA